Messenger RNA from Herpailurus yagouaroundi (jaguarundi), 1730 nucleotides. It is a transcript of the gene ZBTB32, whose product is annotated as zinc finger and BTB domain containing 32. The transcript is spliced from 6 exons. Gene Ontology annotation, molecular function: DNA-binding transcription repressor activity, RNA polymerase II-specific; RNA polymerase II cis-regulatory region sequence-specific DNA binding; protein binding. The coding region runs from base 208 to 1671 and encodes 487 amino acids. Gene Ontology annotation, cellular component: nucleoplasm; nucleus. Gene Ontology annotation, biological process: regulation of immune system process; regulation of cytokine production; negative regulation of transcription by RNA polymerase II. NCBI's taxonomy places the organism in Eukaryota, Metazoa, Chordata, Mammalia, Carnivora, Felidae. The record is from RefSeq and is a predicted model, not a curated record.
GCUUCGAGCUCCUGGCCUCACGCUCAUCCUUACUUUCUAACGGACACUGGAUCUUGCACUGCCCUCAGUGUAUGUGAGGCUGUGGGAAGAAGAACAGGGUCUGAGUCAGCUUGAGAAUAUGCCGUUGCUCUCUUCCCUUUCCACCAUGGACCCCACACUGUGGCCUUUCUUUCAGAUCCUCUGAGAUUGGUACCCAGGCAAGGCACGAUGCCCUUGUUCCGGACAAGACUGCCUAGCCCCUACAGCUCUGAUCGGCUGGUACGGCUAGCAGCCAGGCUCCGGCCAGCAUUAUGUGAUACCCUGAUCACUGUGGGGAGCCAGGAAUUCCCUGCCCACAGCCUGGUGCUGGCAGGUGCGAGCCAGCAGCUGGGCCGUAGGGGCCGCUGGGCUCUGGUGAAAGGCAUCAGCCCUUCUACCUUUGCCCAGCUUCUGUACUUUGUUUAUGGGGAGACUGUAGAGCUGCAGCCGGGGGAACUGGGGCCCCUUGAGGAAGCGGCCAGGGCCUUGGGGGUGCAGUCCCUGGAAGACGCAUGCAGGAGGGCUCGAUGGGAUGGGGUUAGAGAGCUGGGUCCAGGGCUGAGGGAACAUCAGGAGGAGCCAGAGAAACCCACAAGGGAUUCUGAAAGAGGACUGGGGGGACAUGGAGAGCAGAGACCAGAAAAAUGUGUUAGUGCUCGUAGAAUAGAAUGGGAGACACUGCAUGAGCAAAGGCCACCAAGAGAGAGCCCUGAGAGAGCAGAACCACUGCAGGAGAGUGAAGGGGAGGAGAUGAGAUCAAAGGAGAAACUCAAGCAAUCCCCUCUUGGCCAUGGGGGAAUAGAUGGAAAGCAAGAAGUGAUUAUGUGGGUGACAGAGAGCCCAGGGAGUUCUGAUGAAAGACUUCGGGAGUUCCCUGGCCCCCUUCCCCCACCAGGCUCCCUCCAAAACAGCGUCAUUCCUAGGCCCUGGUGGGCUGAGACCCCUUGGUUCAGGGAGGGCCAGCCUGCCCUGUGGAGCAUCCUGCUGUUGCCACCCAGAUAUGGCACUCCCUUCUCUCAUAGCACCCCCAUCACUGGAGCCUGGCAGGAGGUCUGGCCUCAGGACCAGAGGAUCCCACUGUCCCUGAACCCUGAGAAAGGUCUCUGGAACCACAGCCAGUUGGCCUCCUCCAGUCCUGCCCCAGGUUCCCUCCCCCAGGGCUCCGAAAAGCUCAGCCCUGGGGACAUGGAAGACUGUAAUCAGAAGCACACAGGUGCACUUGCAACCUGUGUGAGUCAGGUGAGCACAGCAGGCCCGCCUCGCCAACAACCUCCCCCACCCCCUCCUGCUCGGUCUCGGCCCUAUUCUUGUUCUGUCUGUGGAAAGAGGUUCACACUCAAGCAUCAGAUGGAGACACACUACCGAGUCCACACAGGAGAGAAGCCCUUUUCCUGCAGCCUAUGUCCCCAGCGCUCCCGGGACUUCUCAGCCAUGACCAAACACCUGCGGACGCAUGGGGUCGCACCCUACCGCUGCCCUCUGUGCCGGGCGGGCUGCCCCAGCCUAGCCUCCAUGCAGGCGCACAUGCGCGGCCACUCGCCCAGCCAGCUCCCACCUGGAUGGACCAUUCGCUCCACAUUCCUCUACUCCUCCUCUUCAAGGCCAUCCCGGGCCUCGACUUCUCCCUGUAGAUCCCCUUCCUCCACCACCUGACGGUGUCGGUACCUUCUCUGGCUUCAUCCAACAAUAAAAUUAAAUAAUGAAAGACGGGC